Molecule: messenger RNA, 1754 nt
Organism: Anastrepha obliqua
Lineage: Eukaryota; Metazoa; Arthropoda; Insecta; Diptera; Tephritidae
Product: katanin p60 ATPase-containing subunit A-like 2
Exons: 2
Coding region: 109-1533 (474 amino acids)
Molecular function (GO): ATP hydrolysis activity; ATP binding
Source: RefSeq, a predicted model, not a curated record
CAAAUAAAACUGACGAAAUUUCACACAAUUCGCACAAAGUAAAAUAGAAAAUAUCCAAAAAGUUUUCCAACAUUCUCAGUAAAUUUAAAUUUAUUUGUCACUAACAAAAUGUCACGAGAGGAUGAUAUACGCAAUGCUGCUGCACGACGCCGAAACUUAUUAUUUCUCACGGAACGUUUUCUUGCUGAUUACGGUUUCCACCAGACCUCUGAGACUUUGAAAAACGAAGCGCGGCUGCCAGCCGACACAUAUGAACUUUGUGAUAACAUCGAUUUGGAUUCUAUUUAUUUGGAAUAUGCUAGUUAUUAUCAUUUAAAAUUUGGCAAGUAUCCAAAGAUUGUUCGAAAGCUCAAAUCAAAUGUGAAUACGGAGCUCGAUAUGAAGCGUAAACCCAAAUCGAAAUGUCGUUUGACGGCAGCAACAACAAAUGCAGCGCAAACCGAGAUGCCACCAGCUGAAUCUUUAACAAUCCCCGGAGAUUUAGAAUUGAUCGUAACGAAAGUGGAGAUGGUAAAAGCAGGAGUUGAAGGCGCAGAAGCUGGUGGCACUAUAAUUCCCGUCGCAGCUACGAAUGGUGAUGGGGAGAAUAAUCGUAAUGAAACGCUCACACGUCUGCAGGAGAUCGAACAUCUCACUAUCGCUGAUGGGUUGCUAAGCCAACAGGAUUGGCAGAACUUAGCCGACCUCGUGAAGACAACAAUAAUGCGCGAUGUGCUAAAACUCAGCUGGGCGGAUAUGUGCGGCAAUGCGAGUGCGGUGGAGAUUGUUAAGGAGGCGGUGGUAACACCACUCAAGUAUCCACAGCUAUUUGUAAAUGGCUUGCGCCCGUGGAAAUCUGUGCUAUUGCAUGGACCACCUGGUAGUGGCAAAACAAUGCUAGCAAAAAUACUCUACGCCGAAACGCGCCAACAGGUAACGUUCUUUAAUGUGACAAGCAGCGUGGUGGUGUCGAAGUGGCGUGGUGAGUCGGAGAAAAUAAUGCGAAUACUCUUCCACAUGGCAGUUAAGUAUUCGCCUUCAAUCAUAUUUUUCGAUGAGAUCGAAGGUUUGACUUCGAGCCGGGAUCGACCUAGCGAUCAUGAGUCCUCGAAGCGCUUUAAGAACGAACUUUUGCAAUUGUUGGAUGGCAUGGAACAACAAAUGGGUGGCGUUUUUGUACUAGCCAGUAGCAAUUUGCCUUGGGAUAUCGAUGAUGCUUUCCUGAGACGAUUUGAGAAAAAACUAUUGGUGCAGUUACCGAAUCCCGUGGAGCGUGCAAUACUCAUCGGCAAGCAACUACCCAUUUCACUGACAGUAUCAAAGGAGCAAAUGGAGUUAUUGGUGCGCAUCUCAGAGCACUUCACAGGCGAUGAUAUUCGCUUAGCAUGCAAGGAGAUAUCCAUGCAAAUGGUUAGACGUGUAACGCGUGCGGACAAGCAUACUACGAAAACAGAGCAAGAAGUACCAUUGCAGCAGGCAUUCGAGCAAAUUAAACCAUUGAGUGUGAAAUUGAUGAAACGUCAUCAAAUAUGGCAGGAAGAACAUAGUUCGUAGCGUAAUUUCAACUAUAGUUUCAUCAGAAGAAUAACAUAAUAAAGCUGUGUUUCUUCAAAUCUCAUCUGCAAAUCAAUGGCAAGUUAAUCGAGGUUGAACGUAAUUGGGAAGUCACUGGGAUCACGGCGUAAAGGAGUUUUGAUUUUUAUCUAUGCAUAAAUUUCUAGUUGCAACAAAUAUUGCAGAGUACCAUAGUAGAACGGCCACGAAUAAAAUAUUUG